GGUCAGUUUUAUUCUUCCCAUUUUACAGAGAAAGACAAGAAAGGUUAAGUCACAUAGAUGGAACAGGCUGAUGCCAGAAUGGACACCCUCAGCUUCCUCAGCCGCCCCCAGGUUGACUCCAUCACCGAGGGCCAGGGUCCCAGUGCCCCCAGGCUCUAGGAGCUGCUAUUUGGCUGGGGCUCCCAGGAGAAGGUGAAGCUUAAUGAUUUAUGGGUGAUUAGCUGCAAGAAUGCAAACGCAGAAGACACAAACCUUUAUGCCCUGGAAAUCUGUCACAAGCCAACCAGUUGUUUUCCAUCCCUGUGAAGCAGGAGUAAUUGGAGGUCUGACAGAAGAACUUCCCAGUUACCAGAAGGAGCAGCACUCACACACUCUUAGUUUUGUGUGAGGUAUUGCCCCUGCCUUGGUCAACAGUUCGAGUCAGAGAGAGGGGCACUGGGCACAAUCCCCACCAGAGGUUCCCAUUCACAAGACCCCGUGGGGGCUGGGAGAGGCCCUGGGGCAGCAGCCCUGGGGUAACCAAGGGAACAAACACGGAAAACCAGGGACGUCAGUCCUUAUCUGGAGCUCAUUAAAUGGGGAACAUCAGUCAGCUGUGAAGGCUAAGAUAGGGUGAUAGGCACGUGGGUGGGCUGGGAUGGGGCAUGGGGGCAGAGGCCGCCAUGGAGAAGAGGUAUUGGCCUCAACGACUCCACCUCCCCACCACGUGCCCAGAUCCGGGAUGGAAGUACCCUAUAAAUGCCCACAACCCAGCCUCCCCAGAGGCCUUGAGAAAGAGAGCGGUAGAGAGCGAAAGAGAGUGCCCAGAGCCUCCUGGCCCUGAGACGGCCGGGCCAGCCACGCAGGACUCCGCAGCAUGUGGGAGCUCCGCUCCAUAGCCUUCUCCAGGGCUGUGUUUGCAGAGUUCCUGGCCACACUCCUCUUCGUCUUCUUUGGCCUCGGCUCGGCCCUCAACUGGCCACAGGCCCUGCCCUCUGUGCUACAGAUCGCCAUGGCAUUUGGCUUGGGUAUUGGCACUCUGGUACAGGCUCUGGGCCACAUAAGCGGGGCCCACAUCAAUCCAGCCGUGACUGUGGCCUGCCUGGUGGGCUGCCAUGUCUCCUUUCUCCGAGCCACCUUCUACGUGGCUGCCCAGCUGCUGGGGGCUGUGGCCGGAGCCGCUCUGCUCCAUGAGAUCACGCCAGCAGACAUCCGCGGGGACCUGGCUGUCAAUGCUCUCAGCAACAGCACGACAGCUGGCCAGGCGGUGACUGUGGAGCUCUUCCUGACGCUGCAGCUGGUGCUCUGCAUCUUUGCCUCCACCGAUGAGCGCCGUGGAGAGAACCCGGGCACCCCUGCUCUCUCCAUAGGCUUCUCCGUGGCCCUGGGCCACCUCCUGGGGGUAGGUCAUGGCCAUAGGUUCCAGCCUCCCUGGAGGAACAGACACACAGACCACUCCAGAGACAGACACAGAGACCCCAAGAGGGACACAUACACAGAACUCUCAAGAGGAACAGACACCCCAGAGAUCCACUACACCGGCUGCUCUAUGAAUCCCGCCCGCUCCCUGGCUCCAGCUGUCGUCACUGGCAAAUUUGAUGACCACUGGGUCUUCUGGAUCGGACCCCUGGUGGGCGCCAUCCUGGGCUCCCUCCUCUACAACUACGUGCUGUUCCCGCCAGCCAAGAGCCUGUCGGAGCGCCUGGCAGUGCUGAAGGGCCUGGAGCCGGACACCGACUGGGAGGAGCGCGAGGUGCGGCGGCGGCAGUCGGUGGAGCUGCACUCGCCGCAGAGCCUCCCACGGGGCACCAAGGCCUGAGGCCCGUCAGCGGCCUCUACGGCCCCGAUGGACGCGUGUGAGGCCCGAAGCAGAAGGGCCCACCCCGUCCCUCCUCUCCCCCAGGUCUGAAGUUGGCCCCCCAGCGCAGAGUAGCUGCUUCCUGUACGUGCGCGCCGAGGCCAGUGCUGUGAGCAAGCGUAGAGGAGGCUGCCGGAGGGAGCCCUGAGCCUGGCAGGCCCCCUGCCCCGAGGCUGUGAGCAGCCAGUAGUGGAUCCUCCAGCCUUUUGCAGGGAACUGGGAACUUGGGGGACUGAGCUGCGGAGGGAGGCAGGUGGGUGGUAAGAGCGAAACUCUUGAGAGCCUGCACCCAGGUACCGGGUGGGGAGUGUACAGACCCCUGCCUUGGGGGUUCUGGAAAGAGUGCAACUGGUUUUAUUAGUGUGCAAGUGUGUUCAUCCCCGAGUUCUCCUUUGUCCUCACAUGCAGGGUUGUGCAUGCCCCUGAGUGUGAACAGGUUUGCCUACGUUGGUGCAAGUGUGCACGGCUGGGGAAUUCUCACUUCCCCUUGCACCCCUUCCUCCCCAACCUGCAAUAAAUCCACUUCUGCAGUGGAUAAGUGUGGGUGCCAGUCAUCCUCAGGGAAAGGGAAGGAGGCCACUUUGAGAGGGCUGAAGGGGAGGGCCUUGAUUUCCAGCUGCAAUCUGGCUUCUCCUGGAAAAUGUCCCCUACCUGCAGCGCUGGGCCCCAGCGCUUUGGUGACCAAAGAUUUCCUUUCUGUGGUGAGGGAGAACCUCUCCAAAGAGGAAGCAGGCAUAUGAGUGUGCACACCUUCACGUGUGUGUAUGCUGUGUGUGCCCAGGACCCCCGUCUCCAGGGGUGCCCCAGAUCCAGAGAUUAGCCUCCCACUUCGGCAAAGAAAACAAAAGCCCUUUGUGGGACCCGGGCCUUUGUCUUGGGAGAGGGGGAGAUUUGCAACUAGACACUUCUUGAAAGGAGACACUCAGUUUCCCAAGUCAGCCCUCUUGCCCAGCACACACCUAUGGCUGGCUGGGCAAGGCACUCAGGCAUGCAACCAUGGGCACCAGGCAACACCCCUUCAUCACCCAUCUCAUUCUCCCCAGUCCUCGGGCAGCAGCUCCUCCGCCCCAGGAACCUCUGUUCCUUCUCUCUCUGCCUCUCCACAGCCUGUGAUUCCCUGCUUCUGGCUCCUACCACUGAACAGUCAUUGUGGAUAGAGCAGCCUGUUGCGCUCAGGACCAGGGAAAGGAAAUGACUUCUCCAGGCAGAGGCAGAUCUGAGUUUAGAACCCAGGCUUCUAAAUUUCUAGGCCAGUAUGACUGUUCUCAAAUGAGAUUAACCGGGAUUAAGUGAGAUGACGCAUGUAAAGAUGCUGUGUAAACUGUAAUUCUUAAUACCAUUAACACGCAUUACUAGAAUCAUUUUCAUUAUUUCUGCUUCCUGGGGGAAGGAUGCAGAAGGAGUUUGAUGCUCAACAUCCCUUACCUCCUUUCACUGAUGGCCAAAGCAAAGGAGAGUCCUGGGAGCCUGCAAGAUCCAGGCAGAAGGAGAUGGGUUUGGGGCUGGCCCCAUCCUGGUCCAGCCUCUUAACCUCUCCUUACCCUGCAUGUGUGCCCUAUCUUUUCUCCCACCUCCUUCCUCCCACCACCCAGCCCCAUCCAUUCUCUCCUUCCCUCUCCAGCCUGCUGUAUAAGUAAUAUGUGGGUCAUACCUUGAACCCCCCACCCUCAUGCUCUCUGUGGCCUCCAUGCCUUCAAGACUUCUGUCUAUAUCUAGCUCACACUGCACCAAGCACCCACUGUGCACCAGGCACUGAGUCUCUAGCCUCUUUCUCCCUUCUGCUUCCAUCCAAGAAAGACAGUGUAUAAGGAACAUCUCUGUAAUUGUGUCCCCUCUGAUCUAUGCUCUUUACUGUCUUCCUUGACCAAAGCUCUCUUUGAGGUCCAAAAAAGGCUGCCCCAGGCCAUAGGUGCUAUGGAGAGGACUCUCCCAAACCCCCAAUAGCUAGUGACAGCCACUUGGCCUCACUACCAGAAGAGUGGGGGGGUCAGAAACCGAAGUGACCUCCACAGCUGUCCUCCUGGCACCUGAGUGUCCUUGCUCUAGAGGUUCAAAGGCAGCAAGGCAGUGAGCUAUGAGCCCAUCAUGGAUGUGUCUCAGGCACCUCGUCCCCACCCCACCUACCCCAACAAACUCCUCUAGAAGAAGCCAAGAAUUUAUCUCUAUGUCUGUUUCACUUCUUGGAUUGCAUCUCCCCCAAAACUAAAUGUGAAAUCCCUACCACUUCCAGCUUCUAUUGCCCAUUGGGGUCAGAGGUCAAAAAAGGAUUCCAAGUGAUGGAACUCCAGGAGUGAAGGGAAAUUGGCAGUUCCUGGCAUCUCUUGUGUACCAGCUGCUGUGCUGGGUGCCUUGCAUGCAAGGGUUCAUCUAAUCUUCCUCAAACUUCUGAUAGGUUAGGGAAGGACAAAGGCCCCCAGCCAUAAAGGGUUUUGCUAUUUCCAAAGCUUCCCCUUAUCGUCCCCUGUGAUUAUCUCCCAACCCUGUGACAAAGGUAGAGCAAAUAUUGUUCUUCCCAUUUUACAGGUUCAGAAACCAAGGCUAAGAGACUGGUCUAAAGUCUCACAGGUAGUGUAUAGUGGAGCCAAGACUUGAACUCAGAGCUUUUUACGCAAAAUCCCAUGAUUUUUCCACUGAGGCAAAUCCUAGGCUCCUCCUGGGAGGCCCUUGCAGAAGCCAGAACACAUGGCUGGACCUUUCCAGCCCAACCCACUGUCUUGCAGUGGACAGAGAACCUUGGCAAGGGCAGCAAGGUAGACAGGACAAAGAACGUGGGGCUGGUUUCUGCCCUUGAAGAGCACCUGGUUAGUCAGAGAACAGGGAUCACUCACACCAAACCAUACAGGCAGGGCAGCGUGGAGACAGGUGGACAGACCUCCAGGUCCCCAAGCUGGGCACAGAGAAGGUUGUGAGCUGUCCCAUGCUCCCACUUUGUGCCAAAUGAUGUUGCACCUGCAAAUGGUGCUUCAAUGUUGUUUUGUAUCUUUAAGCUGUGAUGUUGUAUAUAUAUGAUGCCUCCUAGCUAGACUGUAAGCCCUUUGGGGACAGGGCUGCUUUCAGUUCUUAGAUGGCAUUCUCCUAUCUACCUUCCUUCAACUGCUCUGCAUAUAAUAAGCACUCAAUAAAUGCUCAUUUGCCAAUAA
Molecule: messenger RNA, 4977 nt
Organism: Macaca mulatta (Rhesus monkey)
Lineage: Eukaryota; Metazoa; Chordata; Mammalia; Primates; Cercopithecidae
Gene: AQP2
Product: aquaporin 2
Biological process (GO): transmembrane transport; water transport
Cellular component (GO): apical plasma membrane; plasma membrane
Molecular function (GO): water channel activity
Source: RefSeq, a predicted model, not a curated record